Messenger RNA from Knipowitschia caucasica, 3213 nucleotides. NCBI's taxonomy places the organism in Eukaryota, Metazoa, Chordata, Actinopteri, Gobiiformes, Gobiidae. The record is from the annotation of a GenBank genome assembly.
AUGACCAUGACACCUGCUGGAUACUGCUCAGGUCUAGAGGAGGGUCUGGAGGUGCAGGGAGAGCUUCUUCUGCAGGACUCCUUCUUGGUCUGGGAACCAAAGUCUUUGAUCCGUAAAGGUCGAGACCGUCACCUGUUUCUCUUUGAGCUGUCGCUGAUCUUCAGCAAAGAGACGAAAGACACGUCCGGACGAACCAAGUACCUCUACAAGAGCCGGCUGCGGACCUCUGAGUUGGGAGUGACAGAACACAUAGAAGGAGACCCAUGUAAAUUUGCGCUGUGGGUGGGAAGAACUCCAACUUCAGACAACAAGACAGUCCUCAAGGCUGCGUCUUUGGAGCUGAAGCAGGAGUGGGUGCGCAGUAUCCGGCAGGUGAUCCAGGAGCGCAGAGGUCACCUGAGAGGAGCCCUGAGGGAGCCCAUUCCUCUGCCCAAGACUCCCAACCCCACACUGGGACGGCAAAGGAGCAUCAACCGCAGAGAGACCUCGGAGGACGCAGACUCUCUCGGAGAUGCAAGCUCUCAGCCUGACACAGUCUCCAUUGCCUCCAGGACGUCCCAGAAUACAGCGGACAGUGACAAGUUGUCUGGAGGCUCAGAGCAGGUUGCAGUGCUCCUGGACUUCACAACCGCUGUAUCCGGAGAGCUUAGUGUGAAGUGUGGUCAGACGGUGGAGCUGUUGGAGCGGUCUGCAGAGAGACCUGGCUGGGUCCUGAUCCGGACCUCAGACCAGCAGAGUCCUCAGGAGGGUCUGGUGCCCAUGAGCGCCCUCUGCCUGUCACACUCACACAGUGCUCCAGACAUGGAGAGCCUGGUCCCACCCACUUCAUCCUGCUCCACGUCUCCUCACAGCACAGCGCCACCUGGUGUCCACACAGGGAACAACACACAGUCCUGCAACAGCAACGGAGCCAUGGCAACACACAGCAAUUCAACCAGCAACUCGAGAGAGAGGCCGUUUAUCUCACGCUCCUCCUCCUUCACAGACUCUGUCUUCAGCUCGGACGGAUCCGGGUUAUCGCCACACAGUCCUCACACUCCCACCUCUCCCACGGUGUACGGCGUGAGUGGUCCACCAGGGGGCGCAGUGGGAUCUCCAGGACCUAAACGCAGCGGCUCAGGCACCGGGAACACGCUCAAGCGUUGGCUCACUAGUCCUGUACGCCGCCUGAGUCAGGGCAAAGCUGAUGGACAGAAGAAACCUCCAAUCAGAAUGAGGAGGCGGGACAAUCGAGCUGAAGCCCCGCCCCUCAACGCCAACGCUCAGCCGAAACCUCGCAAAGACGACUCAGUGCAGAGCGGAGGAGAGGAGGAGCCUGAAGAGGACGGAUCCACCCUGCUGCCCCCGCCCAUGAGAAUCAUCAAGGACCCCAAUACAGAGGCCCCGGACUCGGACCAGGGUUCUAAUGAGUCGGACUCAGAGCAGAGGAACAAAGCGCUGAGAGGACGCAUGUUUGUGGUCAACGAAAUGGUCCAAUCAGAGAAGGACUACGUCAAAGAUCUUGCUGUCAUUGUAGAGGGCUUCAUGUCGCGGCUGGAGGUGCGGGGAAUUCCUGAGGACAUGAGGGGAAAGGACAAGAUUGUCUUUGGGAACAUCCAGCAGAUCUAUGACCUCCACCGAGAUUUGUUUCUGGUGGAGCUGGAGAGAUGUGCCCAGAACCACGACCUACUGCCCGAGCUCUUCAUCCGACAUGAGCGGCGGUUGCAAAUGUACAUUGUUUACUGCCAGAAUAAACCCAGGUCUGAGUUCCUUGUCAACGAAUAUGAGAAAUUCUUUGAGGAGAUCCAGCGUGAGAUCAGCUGUCGAAUGUCUAUCAGCGACUAUUUGAUAAAACCAGUGCAGAGAAUCACCAAAUACCAGCUUCUGCUCAAGGACUUCCUCAAGUACACGUCAAAAGCCGGACAGGACUCUGAGGAGGCUGAGAAAGCCGUGGAGGUGAUGUCUCUGGUUCCCAAACGAUGUAACGACAUGAUGAACCUUGGCCGACUACAAGGAUACGAGGGGAAGCUGAGUGCCCAGGUCCUCCUCCUGCAGGAGACCUUCUGUGUGUGGGAGCAGGAUGGAGGAGUGCUGUCUCGCAGUAAAGAACGCAGAGUUUUCCUCUUUGAACAAAUGGUGAUCUUCAGUGAGCUGCUGAGGAAGGGCUCUACUAACCCCGGGUACCAGUACAAGAACCUGAUCAAGGCCUUUUAUAACGUGACGGUGGAAAUCCCCACAGAGCUCACGCUGAAGAUCUCCCAAGAAAACAUGGCGGCCAUUUUGGAUCAGCAACACGAGGAAGAAGAGCGACUGACGGGCAUCAAGCCCCUGCACGUGUCAGUCCACACAUCUGAGAGUGAGGCCUUCACAAACGCAGACCUGAUCUUGCUGCUGGACCCAGACUUGGACAUGGACCAGGACGUGAACCAGGAUGUGGACCAGGACGUGGACCAGGACGUGGACCAGGACGUGGACCAGGACGUGGACCAGGACGUGGACCAGGACGUGGGGUUAUCAUCACACCAGGACCCGGACCCAGACCUGUCCCUAUUCGCUCUGUACGGGCGUUUGCUCCAGUGCUCUGGGUCAAACGCUCGGGUCCUGCUGUUCUCAAGCCACGCCCAGAAUCAGAAAGGCUCCGCCCUCCUCGCCCAGUGGCCCGCCUUUAACAGAAGGAGAUUUAUCACCACGGCAACACACCUGGUGAACCACGCCCGAGUCCAGAUUGCACAGAAGCUGGAGAUCAGCGUGCAAGAUGUUCGCCGUGUUCAUGUUUGGGGCGAUGUCUGUGGUUCGUUCUUCGUGGACAUUCAGAGAGCUGAGGUUUAUCAUGGAGACAGAAGUGUUGUUCCCCCUGCUGGUGUGGGAGUGCCUCUGCACCACUUCUCACAGAUCAGACUGUGGUGUAAAUCGGAGCUUCAGUUGCCAGUCUCUCAUCACAUGGGGGCGCUGUGCUGUGCCCAUGCAAUGCUGAGUGUUCUGAAGGCCUGGGACAGUCCCGAGACCGAGCUGUCUGCAGGGGUCUACUGCUCUGGUCUCCAGGACAUCCCAGAUGGUCUGAUCUCAGUUCCAGUCCUGUUCUCUCAUGGAUCCUGGUCUUUUCUGUCAGACGUUGAUGAGAUCCGAGAAAAGGUCUUGCAGAUUCAGGAGACCAUACCCAUAGGACUGAGGCUUGGACAAGGGUCUGACCCCUCCCAGAUCUGUGGCCCCAGCACAUUGAUUGAAAAACACUAA